Molecule: messenger RNA, 551 nt
Organism: Eriocheir sinensis (Chinese mitten crab)
Lineage: Eukaryota; Metazoa; Arthropoda; Malacostraca; Decapoda; Varunidae
Exons: 6
Coding region: 162-551 (129 amino acids)
Source: RefSeq, a predicted model, not a curated record
GGUAGUGGCGCGUGGCCUGUCAUAAGUGUAACCAUCACGUACCCUUUGAGGCUCCUAAAUACUCUUCCGAACGCAUGUGACCAGUUGUUGUGUCGCGUGUAACCUAGAUUGACGCAGCGACGGAGGGGCAGCCUGAGGGACCGAACACCGAUUCCUGGAUAAUGUCUGAGGGCGGCAGUCGGGGCGACGUGGCAAUGAGGGUGAUCGCGAAAGUCCACAGGCCGGGGGUCACGCCGGAGGAGAUGGUGGUCGGCUACAACGAGUGGUCCGAGAACUACGAGGAGAUGAUGAUCUGGAAAGGUGGGUACCGUGGCCCCGCCAUCACGCUGGAGGAGGCGCUGCGUUGGGUACCCCCGGAGCGGCGAGCCAAGGCCAGGGUGCUGGACGUGGCCGCCGGGACGGGCUGCGUGGGCCGCGAACUCCACCGGGAAGGCUUCAGGCACAUAGACGCUGUGGACCCGUCGGAGGGCAUGAUGAAGCAGCGGGAGACUGGCAUCUAUACCAACGACUUCCUAUUGCCGAAAGACCCCUCCCUGAUGAUACAAAGUUAA